CUCGAACGACUCGAACUGAUGGCCAGAAUUAGAAGUCCACUCGCUCAGAUAGACAGAAGUGUACUAGGUCGUACUGGUCGUACUCUCGUUGUGGUGCACAAGUAGUCCAUGGAGCUCAACUGACAAGUCUCACGCUCAUUGACACCACUCCCCAGACCCCCAUCACUCCCCGGAACCGUGGAGGGUGCCACGUUGGGCCCCAAGAUUAGCCUCCAGCUCAGUGCUCGCUGCGUCUCGCGUGGUCGAUAUCGGCGUGGCCCUUGGGGCUGAAUAGCGGGCACGGAGCCCCGUGGGAUUGGCAGCCCAGCUUUGGACCCUCUGCGUGGACCGGAGGUCACGCUCCAUGCCGUCACGCCCCAGGUCAUGGCGGCCGCGGUGAAGAUGAGGCUCACGCCCUCCAUGGAUUUGGCCGUCGAUUUGUCGGUGGAUCAUGCUUAUUUAGGCAGCCUGUCCCACCCAUCCAGCCCGUCGGGCUCGCCCCCUGAUCAGGAGGUGCCCCGCCUCCAGGUUCAGUCCAGUUCGGUCUUGGGUCCGGAGCCGUUGGCGUCUCGACGGAAGAAUAAAAGUAAAUCCCGCCUCUCGCCCUUGGCUGGCGUGCCUAAAGUGGCGCUAGCCUCGCGGGGCACGCCGUCCAUCACACCGUCCACCCUACCUCCAGCCCCGCCGCCAGCCCCGUCCGAGGCCGUGGUGAUUGACAUCACCUUGGAAAAUGGCCGUAUUCUGCCGGCCUCCGCGCCCCAGGCCUCGCCCACAGCCUCGCCCACGGCCUCGCCCACGGCCUCGCCCACGGCCUCGCCCUCAGCUCCCUGGCCACCGUCUCAAGCCAGGGUGGCAGAGCGGGUGCCGCCGGCCUCUGCUCCUGUUGCCCCUGCUGCCUCUGCUGGCCCCGCCCAUUGGACCCGUCCUCGACCGCCUUCCCCUUUUAAUGCUCUGUUGGACUUUGCCAACAUUGUGGUCAGUUUUGAACGCGUCACCGAACAAGAUUCCCAGAAAUUCCGAGACGAAAUGCGAGCUAGUAAUAAAGUUGUAUUAGCCGAUGUGCGGAACCCGACCCAACUAGCCUCGGUGGCCGAGCAAGACUUCAUCCUGAACCUCACACCCAAGGGUGGCCCAGCCCCAGGACCUCGCCAUGGAUCAGGCCGUGGCCGCGGCCUCAAACGCUCGAGUAGUGGGCGUCAAGUCGCCAGGAACAAACAGGCUCGUCAAAGGGGACCCAAAGACUCUGACGAAGAGAAUAUCGCCCAUCAUAACGCUCGGUUGCCUGACCAAGCCCCCUGUACGUGUGGUAAAGCGGCGGAUGACGGGCCCAUGGUGGAAUGCACGGGCUGCCAAGUCUGGUGUCACUUCUCGUGUUAUGGGUUCGCUCAGGCCAAAGAUGUGCCCAAGGAAUGGGUGUGCACGGCUUGUGCCAAGAGGUAGGCGGGUUUCGCUUACCCCGCCUGAGGCCUGCCGCCUCAACGAGUCAACGACAAUGAUCUGGAGAAUCUGAAGACCUCCUCGGUGAUACUACCAUGAAAUAAACCGCCAUCCAAAUCAAAUUCCAAACAAAAUCCAACUAACCCCGUGGCCUCUCUUCCCUUCCUUUUCCCUCCUGCAUUGUUAGUACAAAAAUGUUAAUACUUCUAUGGAGAUCAUCCACUCUGAUCUCAAAUUGAGAACCAAACACAAGCGAGCGCCUCAAGUUCGUACUUUUGGGUGGCACAAGCCCACUCGAACUAUCCCCUAUCCCCGGGAAUUCGAGCGUGCAUCCAUUUGUCGGGAAUCCACGCUUUCUCAGGCCCCAUGUGCACACACACUCCCCAAGUCUCACGAUAGGUGCUGAUUCAGACCUGUUUCAAGUUAUGUCAAAAAUAUAUAUUAAUAUGUCUUCUAUCAACAUAAGAAAAUAUAUGUUUUGGUGACUGAA
Molecule: messenger RNA, 1906 nt
Organism: Tigriopus californicus
Lineage: Eukaryota; Metazoa; Arthropoda; Copepoda; Harpacticoida; Harpacticidae
Product: sterile alpha motif domain-containing protein 1-like
Exons: 4
Coding region: 364-1419 (351 amino acids)
Source: RefSeq, a predicted model, not a curated record